This is a messenger RNA of Paramecium octaurelia, 220 nucleotides long. The record is from the annotation of a GenBank genome assembly. NCBI's taxonomy places the organism in Eukaryota, Ciliophora, Oligohymenophorea, Peniculida, Parameciidae.
AUGAUGUACGCAAUAACCAAAUAAAUGAGAUGAUCCACAUUGCAGAGUUUUGUAAGGGCAUACAUAGCGGAAAUCAUGAGUCAUUUAUCAACUCAUAAAUUUUUACUGUGCAACAGUAUUGCUUUCAGCUUCUUUCAUAGUACAUAUACAUGCUUAUUAUUAUAUGAAUACAAUUAAAUUAGACCAUCAUAUAAUGUAUCAGAAUGCAAUAAGCGGUGAU